Molecule: messenger RNA, 1366 nt
Organism: Cuscuta epithymum
Lineage: Eukaryota; Viridiplantae; Streptophyta; Magnoliopsida; Solanales; Convolvulaceae
Source: the annotation of a GenBank genome assembly
UUAUUUUGGGAUUAUGUAAAGGUAGGAUUAUUCUUGUCCCAAAUUGAAGAUCACCAUUCACUGAAUUCUUAAGCGCAUAGACUACCGGUGGGCGUUGCUCAAUUGGUAGUGCCACAAAGGUUAGGUCUCGGGUUCGAAUCCCGGCAACUGCAAUGGGGGUUACUAUGGUGAAAAAUGCAUAGAGCUUCUGCAAGUACCGGGGACAGAGCCUAACUCUCUAUUUGUCAGAUUGUAAUUAUAAUCCAAUUUAGAUUCUUCCAUCGUGCCGUAAGGUCGGUGUUUGGGGCCUUAGGAUGUGAUGGGGUGUCAUCUUUUUUUAAGCGCAUAGACCAUCACGAAUCCGAAUCUCGUUGUAACUGAGCUUUUCUACUUCUUGCUUGCUGCGUAGCUAUUUCUGUUUCUUGUGUGCAGAUUUGAAGUUUUUUCUACAUGUGAAAGUUUCUUCUAUCUGAAAGUACACAGUAAAGAGACUGCAGUGAGAAGUGGGAGAAAGAUCGUGGCUUUUCAGAUGGGUGAGGCUGAUGCUGACGGGGCUAACAAGAAAGUUGUUUUUGUGACUGUUGGAACUACAUCUUUUGAUGCUCUAGUCACUGCGGUGGAUACUCCUCAAGUCAAGAAUGAAUUGUUCAAGAAAGGCUAUACUGAUAUAAUUGUUCAAAUGGGUCGCGGAAACUAUGUUCCUGUAAAGUCUGCUAAAGAGAAUGGAUCCCCGGCUAUGGACUGUUUCACUUUCUCAUCAAGCAUUGCCGAAUAUCUGAAAUCAGCUUCUCUUGUUAUUAGCCAUGCAGGUUCAGGCAGCAUAUUUGAGACACUACGACUCGGGAAACCAUUGAUUGUAGUUGUGAAUGAGGAUUUGAUGGACAAUCAUCAAAGCGAGCUGGCAGAAGAACUCGCAGAAAGGAAGCAUUUGUUUUGUGCUCGGCCUCACACCCUUUAUCAAACGAUUGCAGAUAUGUGCUUAGAGUCUCUUCUUCCAUAUCAACCGGGUAAUGCUAAGCCAGUGGCAGAACUCAUUAGUAGGCAUCUUGGUUUCCUUGAAGAAUGAAUAAUCUGUUAUUUUCUUUCAGAAUUGGAACAUGUAGUUGGCAUAACUGUGAAAUCCUAAGAAAAGGGAGAGAUAGUUUCAAAUUUAGAGUUUGCUCCAAUAACAUCACCCACUCUUAAUUUGAGUUGCAACCACAGUUCAGAAUACACUUGGUAAUUGUUUGUUACAGGUGAAGAUGCUUACUAUUUGUAGUUACAUUGGUUAGUUUGCUGGUUUUAAUCAUGCAUCAUCCGGAUCUUGAUUUGUAAAAUAAAUGUAUGAAUAUUUCAGAAUUUUUCCAAAGUUCUUCGAAAGAUAUUUGUAGUUCACUCUUCUCCUUCA